This is a messenger RNA of Aphanomyces astaci, 1891 nucleotides long. RefSeq lists its product as hypothetical. The record is from RefSeq and is a predicted model, not a curated record. Gene Ontology annotation, biological process: methylation. The transcript has 2 exons. Bases 88 to 1422 code for a protein of 444 amino acids. Gene Ontology annotation, molecular function: nucleic acid binding. Gene Ontology annotation, cellular component: cytoplasm. Lineage: Eukaryota; Oomycota; Saprolegniomycetes; Saprolegniales; Verrucalvaceae.
UGGACAAUUAAUUAUUAUUCCAAGUCCGACUAUUCGCACUUUAUUGAGUGAACUGCCGCCAUACCAUUCAAACGGUGUCAACUCAACAUGCCGCGCUACGUCGUCUACUUCUACCACCGGUACGUGGACUUCCGCUUCGCCGAGUUCGAUGCAGUUCUCAAGAUGCAAGGUAUCCACGAUCCUUCCACCGUAUAUGCGCAUCCUCCAACAGCGCUUGAUGGGACUACGCAGUCGCCAUUUGUUCAAGUCACACUGCCGUCCGACGAGGUCGCUGCGGCCAUCUCUGCGCGCUGCGUAUUGGUGAAGGGUAUCUACGGCCUCUUGGCCAGUGGCGCAACGUACGACGACGUAUUACAGCAAGUUUUGGCCGAGCAAUCUCCUUUGCAUCCGGCAGAUGGGACAUGGAGCUUCUGGGUGGACUGCUUUGGCCUGCGCUUGUCUUUGCAGGAACAAGAUGCCCGACGACUUCGGAUCACGUCGGUCCUGGAUUUUCCCGGGGUCGUGCAGCUCAAGAACGCACAGUUCGCGUACUGGCUGUUCGAGGACAAGGGGGUACUGACCAGCGAAGUCAACGUGAAGCAGGUCAUCUUUGCCCGACAAGUGACGGCCACAUCGCACGAUUCUGCGUCCACGCGGCACUUGAUCGACAAGCAUCGCUUGAAGAAGCGCAAGUUCAUCGGACCCACCUCCAUGGACCAUGAGCUCAGUCUCCUCAUGGCGAACUUGGCGCUCGUCGUCCCGUCCACCUUCGUCUGCGACCCCUUCGUUGGCACCGCCAGUGUGCUCGUCGCCUGCGCUCAAUUUGGAGCCAUGUGCGUCGGUGGAGACAUCGACCCGCAACCGCUUCUUGGCACUCGGCCAGGCAUCAACAUCGCGGCAAACUUUGCUCAAUAUGACCUUCCCGCCCCGGACCUUCUUCGCUGGGACGUCGCGCAUCCUCCGCUCGACCAACGUCAUAACUCGAUGCGUCUGCAGUUCGACGCGAUUGUGUGCGAUCCACCCUACGGCAUGAGGGAAAGCGCGCAAUCGACCUCCGUCGCCAUCGGUAAAGUCACCGCGUUGCCUCCGCAUGCGAUCUUGCCGCCGCUGCUCUUGUUCGCGGCGACUCACCUCGCUCCUCGAGGUCGUUUGGUGUACGUAAUGGCAUGCCAGAGGCGCGACACGAACGACUACGCCCAACAUGUCCCGUCGCACCCGCGUCUGCGCCAGCUGCAUGUAUGUGUUCAAGAAAUGACCCGGAAGUGGGUUCGGUUAUUCGUCAUUCUGGAGCGCAUGGAAGAAGAAGGGGAGAAUGCAGAACCCAAGACCCCUUCAGAAGGAAGCCGCCGCCCCAUCGUUCCAUUAUCAACAGAGUUGAGUGAUGUGCUAGAAGAUGUAAGGGGUCCGAUUAAGCGUACAUGCGGGCCGUCGUGCGCGCAAUGAUCUGCAGAAUUUCUUCGAUGUCGUCCUCCGAAAACUUCUUGUUCAUGCUCGGGAUAAGCGCCAUCGCUUCUUCCGAUUCUUCGGGGUUCAAAUUCGAUAAGCAGGCAAUCUCAAACUCUUCCAGCCGCACCUCGACGGCCUGUGUCGGAUCGUCCGGGCUCUCGCGCGUGAACUCGUACGUGAUCAGUGCCUCGCGCAGCUCCGUGACACUCGCCUGGUUUGCCACCGGGUCCUUUGUCCCCGAGAACCGCUGCACAUACGAAUACGUCUUCUGGAAUACCGAUGUCAGCGGCUUCUCCGAGCUCUCGUAAUCCGACUUUUGCUUCUCGAGAAUCACAGCAACCUCCGCAUUCGAUAAGCACGUUUCCUGCUGGAAGUCUUCCCCCAAGUUCAGUUCCGCAGCAUCCUCCGUGUCCAUCGCAUGCUGCCGUCCCAUCAUUGCAUGAUUCAUGAUGAUGCCGACCGAAAA